AUGCGCAUAUUUUAUGCAGCCUGCAUCGUGCUCGGUGUGAAAUUUUUGCAUGACAAUAAGAUUGUCCAUAGAGAUUUGAAGCCUGAAAAUAUUUUGUUGGAUAAGAGAGGAUAUCCCAGAAUUACAGACUAUGGAAUUAGCACAACUGGUAUAGGCUUUGGGCAAAGAAUGUGUAACCAAUGCGGCACUCGCCCAUAUAUGGCCCCUGAACUAUUCACGGAACCUUAUUAUACCAGAUCGGUGGACUGGUGGGCCUUAGGUGUCAUCAUUUAUGAGAUGAUACUUAGAGAGUUGCCAUUUGAUGGAGACAAUGGUGAUGAGAUUCGUAUGAAGAUUAUUCGCAAAAGGCCAAAAUAUCCACUUACCCUGCCUGCGAAUGUCCGUGAUAUACUACAAGGACUGCUGAAUAAAAAUCCCGCACUGCGCCUGGGAUCGACUGUAGAAGGAGCGCACGCAAUUAUGGAACGACCAUUCUUCUUUGUAAGUGUUUGA
Messenger RNA from Xenopus tropicalis (tropical clawed frog), 492 nucleotides. It is a transcript of the gene pkn1l.2, whose product is annotated as protein kinase N1 like gene 2. Bases 1 to 492 code for a protein of 163 amino acids. NCBI's taxonomy places the organism in Eukaryota, Metazoa, Chordata, Amphibia, Anura, Pipidae. The transcript is spliced from 6 exons. The record is from RefSeq and is a predicted model, not a curated record. Gene Ontology annotation, molecular function: transferase activity; protein serine/threonine kinase activity; protein kinase activity.